CAGACACUAAUGAAGAAAACGAUAUAAAAAUAUAACAACAAUGCUGGAGCGCCCUCAUAUGUUAGCCCAUGUACAUUUCCAUGGAGUAACCAAUCCCGCUUUCUGAGGCUGAUGUUUCCAAGCAGAACGGCCCUAGUGCGGAGCUCCGCGGAUUUUGAAGAUGUCUAGCAAGAAAUCAAAGAAGAAGAAACACAAAAAGGAUGAAAGAAUGUCAUCAAGCUCUUUGCGUGAGGAUGAGAAGAAGGAGAGAGGCACAAAGAGAUUCAGCAGCCCAAAGAGCAAACACAAACAUCAUCAUCGGCAUGUAAGAUCUGACAAAGAUGAAGCUAAAGGGAAGAGGGCCAUUGACUCAUCAUCAACAAGAGGAUUUGAUAAAGAAUUAAAGACAGAUGCUGGAGACAGCAAGAGGAAGAAAGAGAGUUCCAGAGAAAGCAAAGCACCUGAGAAUUCCAGGCCAGUUUUAAAGUCACAUGUCACACAUGAUAAAGAGCAAGUGAAUCCCAAAGGGAAGCAUGAAAAUGCAAGCACCCAUGUCUCAGGGAAAAGCUCCAGCAGGUAUGCAGGAUCAAACCAGCCUUCUUCAAAGAAUUUGGAGAAGAAGAGACAGGAGCUAGUUUUGAGGAGAUCUGCACCAGAGGAUCUCUGGCGGACACCUGCAAAGGAUGACUGUUUCCCUGAGAAACUCCAGGAGAAAAGGAGGAAGCCCACGAAGAGGCCAUUGUCACCAGAGUUUCAUGCUGAACCCAAACGAAAAGACGUCAAAAACAUGACCAAUGCAGCACAUGCAGACUGUCAUUCUGAAGUUCAAAGCGAAAUGAGGAAGAAGUUGGUGGGCAGGAGGUCCAUGAAGUUUGACCAAACUGUUUGUGCACAGGGUUCUGGUAGUAAAACAGUGAAUGAAAACUCCAAAGAAGCUUUGCCAGUAGUGAAACAUGUAAAUUCUGGAUCUAAACUGAAAUUAUUAGAAGAUAUUUCACCCAAGAAGCAAGACCAUGUACAGUUGGGUAAUACACCUGGUGUAAUCUCAGGAGAAAAAAAGCCAUCUUUUGGUGGUCCCACAGCAAAAGUCAGUUUUAAGAUCCCAAUGAAGGCUAGUGCUGUUAAAGUUCGGACAAACACGGAUAUGUGUAAUGUUCAUUCUUCAAAUAGCAGUACUCAAUCUUUUACUCAGGUUUCCCUUCUUGGUUCUACUCCAUCUAAACAGAGGCCUCCAGAGGUAUUUUCUCAAGCUUCUCAUAAACCCUCUUCUCUUUGCUCAUCACGUCCUUCAUAUGUAUCUCACCAAGUCCAGCAGAUACACACUGACAAAACAAGAGAGGUCUCGAUGCCAAGCAAUACUUCCUGUGAGGCACAAAAUAUAACUCCCCAAGAAGCUGAAGAGACCUUUGACUGUGACCAUGAGAUGCAGCUGGUGGAGGAGCUUCAUCUGGCGCGUUCUGAGAAGAGACUGGAGGUGAACUUGGUGGAGAACUGUGGAGAGCUCACCUGCAUGGACAUUGACCCUCCAGAGGAGGGUGCCAGCACAAUGCUAAAUCAACAUAAACAGGCCCUCCUCAUAGUCCUGGAUACAAAUGUGCUGCUCAGCCACCUAGAGUUUGUGAAGAAGAUCAGGUCACAUGGUCUUGGUGGAUUAGGGUUUCCCACUUUGCUGAUCCCAUGGGUGGUGCUGCAGGAGCUGGAUUAUCUAAAGAGUGGUAAACUCUCCAGCAAAGUGGAGGACAAAGCCAGGCCAGCUGUCCACUACAUCUACAGCUGCCUGAAAAACCAGGAGCCCAGACUCAUGGGCCAGUCAAUGCAGCAAGCCUCCCAAGCUGUCUGUGGACCUGGUAUUGUAAAUAAUGAUGACCGAGUGCUGCAGUGCUGUCUGCAGUACCAGGCCCAGUGCCCAGAGGGAGUUCUAGUUCUUUGCACCAAUGAUAAGAACUUGUGCAGCAAGGCUCUGCUCAGUGGGGUGAAGGCCCUGAGUAAGGCAGACUUGGAAAAAGAGGUGGAGGGAACAAGAUCUACAAUCUUAAACUACUUUCAUGCUCACCCCGCUGUGCCGCCCCCAGCUGGACCUGUAGAGAAAGAGAAAGAAGGAUCGCAGAAGAAUGGACGGAGCAACGCAGUGGAGGAACGCCAGUUGAGUGAAUGCGUGUCUUUGCUGGAGUCCUGCCUCCAGGGGGCACUGUCUGAGGUGCUGGAGGAGGAGAUGAAGGCAGCUUAUGGAGACCUGUGGACUGAGAUAGUGUACGUGAAGCCUCCAUGGAGUCUGGAGGGGCUGCUCAAGUGUUUUAAGAAGCACUGGAUCGCUGUCUUCGGAAGCAUUAUUAAGAGGAGCCUGCUCAGUUCUGUGGAGAUGCUGAGUGACUGUCUCUGUUCAGACAGGUCCAUAGAGCACGGAUCUGUUCUCAGUGCUGUGAGAUUGGCUGCAGAGCUGCUGUCGGCACUGGCUGCCAGAUCUCAGUACAACGGUCAUGUAGCUCAUGCUCUCUCUACCCUUCAUAUGCUACAGCAAAGACUACAGUCUCCGAAAGCUCCAGUAGAGGAUGAUGACUCUAAUAAUGAGGAUUCUCUAAUGACAGAGAUAGAGGAGGAUGUUGCUCCACCUCCUCUGACAUCCCAUCAGGAAGUAUGGGCAUUGUUUGAGAGCAUCUGGAACAACGUGUGUCAGAUUAGUUCGGCUUUGUUCUCUGCACUCCACUACACUCCAGGAACCACUGAGCCCAGCCUGCGAUCUACCUCACCCCUGCCUCAGGACGCCCUCUCCUGCCUGCAAAGGCUCUCCACUGCUCUGAAACAGCUUCUGGAGGCUCUUCAGAGGCUGUUAUCUGCAGAUAGUAGUGUUCAGGAUGCAGAGUCACUUCUCUCCUUCAUUCAGUCCAGUGAGAUUGCUGCUAUGGAGCCACGUUUCACUGCCAGGGACCUGUUUGAUUGCGUGUCUCAACAGGAAUACCGGGAGAAGCUGUGUGUGGGUGGUGCGCAGCUGUCUGAGCUGUGUGCAAAUCUAGAUCACUGUGCUGCUGCUCUGAGCUCUUGGUCCUGAUUUAACACCCCACUUUCCAUGUUUGGACCCAGCCAACUGUCUACUUACUACUGGUCCAGACUCCUUUGAACCGACCUGGUUGUGGUAGCAGAGUCAUAAUCUGCUGGAACCAAAGCCAUACCAACCUACUGAUCCUCUGUCCUUAUACCAUUCUGUAGCAGAGUCAGUGUGUCAGUCACGUGACCCUGACACAUUAUGCAAAAGCAUCUUGGCAUCAAGGGCUAACAGUCUAUAUAGAGCAGAAUUCAUCAAGUUACACUGUUCUAAUUCAUGUUUUAGUUAUAAGCUUCAAUAUAUUUUUAAUUCUAUUAAAUUAUUUGGAUUAUUUAUUUACCUUACUUUAUAGGUAAUGUGUCCCCUUCUGGGAAAAAUAGACUGUUUUAGUGAUGAUUGAAAAAUUGUUAUAGGUUUGUUGGUGGUUUUGGUGUUUUAUACUGCAUAGAAGAAGGUAGAAAUUCCAUAUGUUAAAUUUCUGAUGUGCUACUUAAAAAAAGUGGUUUCUUUCUGAAGUCCACAAGCUGUUGUGGUAACAGGUUAUUAUGUGUUCAGAGAGAAACAGGUAUUAUUGCUUCAUGACACUGUCUGACAGGACAUUCAGUGCUAUGAGGUUCUCAGUAAUUGGCGAUUGCGACAGUGAGCCACGUGUUGAAAGCUAGUUUUCUUGAGCAUCAGUCUAAGCACCCUUCUGGAAACUAUCCUGAAAUCCAGUCAUUUGUUCCAUGAUUCUAAGAAGGUACAUUUUGUUACAGAAUCAGUUGAUUGCAAUACUUAGACUGUUUAGGUCUGAUAAGCUGCUAUCUUUUCUUAGUCUCAUCAUAAAUCUUUAGUUCUGUCACUGCAUAUGCAAUAUCAGCACCAACAUGAACCUCAGUAGUAUUAUUUCUGACAGAUUUUUUAUUAAUAAUAUUCUCUGAUUUCAUUUGGUCUAAGUUUUGAUAUUGUACUAAUGUAUUAUAUUGUGAAUAGUUCAAAGAGAAUAUAUUUUUUUUUCCUUUACAUCUAUUUGCAUUUUGAUUAAAACAUUUGAUAAUCAA
Messenger RNA from Megalobrama amblycephala (Wuchang bream), 4059 nucleotides. It is a transcript of the gene swt1, whose product is annotated as SWT1 RNA endoribonuclease homolog. The record is from RefSeq and is a predicted model, not a curated record. Gene Ontology annotation, cellular component: nucleus. NCBI's taxonomy places the organism in Eukaryota, Metazoa, Chordata, Actinopteri, Cypriniformes, Xenocyprididae. The transcript is spliced from 18 exons. Bases 161 to 3025 code for a protein of 954 amino acids.